Thermothelomyces thermophilus ATCC 42464 is the source of this 1011-nucleotide messenger RNA. Its product is annotated as carbohydrate esterase family 8 protein. The transcript has a single exon. Lineage: Eukaryota; Fungi; Ascomycota; Sordariomycetes; Sordariales; Chaetomiaceae. The record is from RefSeq and is a predicted model, not a curated record. Gene Ontology annotation, biological process: cell wall modification. The coding region runs from base 1 to 1011 and encodes 336 amino acids. Gene Ontology annotation, molecular function: pectinesterase activity.
AUGCUCUCCAAGGUACUCGGGUUCGUCUCGCUCGCCGCGGCGGCGGCGGCGGCGCCUCUCCAGAGCCGGGCCGCGCGCACCUCGCCGCCCGAGGGUUGCCUGACGGUGGGCAGCUCGGGGACGUACAAGACGGUCCAGUCGGCGGUGGAUGCGCUGAGCAGGUCGGCGACGUCGGAGCAGUGCAUCUUCAUCUACGGGGGCACGUACCAGGAGCAGGUCACCAUCCCGGCGCUGCGGUCGGCGCUGGUGGUGUACGGCGAGACCGAGGACACGAGCAGGUUCUCGGCCAACAAGGUGACCAUCACGCAGUCGCGGAGCCAGGACGAUUCGGCCGACAACGACGCGACGGCGACGCUGCGGGCGCACACGGCCAACCUGCGCGUCUACAACGUCAACCUGGUCAACACGCGCGGCAAGGGGUCGCAGGCGCUGGCACUGAGCGCACAGGCGGACCGGCAGGGCUACUACGCCUGCCAGUUCCGCGGCUACCAGGACACGGUGCUGGCCAACGAGGGGGCGCAGGUGUACGCGCGCAGCUACGUCGAGGGCGCCACCGACUUCAUCUUCGGCCAGCGCGCCCGCGCCUGGUUCGACGCCGCCGACAUCCGCGUCCUGGCCGCCUCCAAGGGCUACAUCACCGCCAACGGCCGCGACUCGGCCGACAACCCGUCCUACUACGUCAUCCACAACUCGGCCGUCUCGGCCCGCAGCGGCGACUCCGUCCCCGCCGGCGCCUACUACCUCGGCCGGCCGUGGCGCAACUACGCCCGCGUCGUCUUCCAGAAGACCAGCCUGUCCGGGGUCGUCAACGCCGCCGGCUGGAGCGUCUGGAACACGGGAGACGAGCGGACGGACGAGGUCGAGUUUGGCGAGUACGGAAACACGGGCGCCGGCGCCGGCGCGUCCGGGUCCCGUGCCGCCUUCGCCAAGCAGCUGUCCGCCCCCGUGAGCAUCGAGACCGUGCUGGGCAGCGACUACGCAAGCUGGGUCGACACGUCGUACCUGUCGUAG